CACACACACACACACAAAGCUCCGCCUACUGAACCGUCGAGAAGAGGAAGAGUCACUGAAGAGAAGCAGAGUCUCCGAGGAAGUUUCUCUUGAAGUUUUUAAGAGAAAGUUUGUACUUUUUAACCAUGGCGUGUGAAAGUAACAGCGUGUCUGAUGAGAGGAUAGGAGAGGCCCUGAUCAAAGAGGUCAUUGAGGAGGAGCUGAAACACAUACCCUCAGAGGACGUCCUGUCCUUCACCCUCCCUGCUGUGGAACUAAAGAAUGAGCAGGAGGACAAGUUUGUGGACCAGCUGGGCACAUUGGUCCGCAAAAUUGGUGACAAAAUAAAGGAUGACGUGGAGAUCCAAGAUGGAAUAGAUGGGCUUGCACAAGGCUUCAAGUGGAACAGAUUUAUGGAAAUGGCAGACAAGGCGUUUGAGCAUGGAAUCACCUGGGAGAAGAUUGCUAUUCUCUUCUAUAUUGCCGGCAAGUUGGCAGUCAAAAUGGUGGAGGCUCAUCUGCCUCAGUCAGUGGUGGAGAUACUGAAGUGGACCGUGGACUAUUUCAAAAAGUAUCUCUUGGGCUGGAUUCGGGGACGAGGAGGAUGGAUCUGCAGUUUCUCAGAACUGGCGGUGGCGUCCGUGCAGACCGCGUCAUCCAUGAGCUCUCACAGAGGAGGCCUUAUCAUCACCUUCUUCACCGGCAUAGCUCUCGGAAGCUUCAUCAGCUGGAGACUGACCAGAUGACUCUGAGGCGCACCUUGUUGCCGUAAAGAUGGUUAUUUUCCCCUCUAUUUUUUUUUACAAUUUCUCUGCAAAACUUGAAAACUUGAGGGUGCCAGUAGAGCCAGAAACAGUCAAAUCUGAAGCAGACAAACAUCCUAUGGAAACACACCACCCACUGUGUGUGAAUGUAGCUGUGUGGCUCCCCUCUGUCCUCCUGCCUUCUUUCCUGUUUACCAUCUCUUCAUCAUGGCACUGCUGUAAAUUUUGUUUACAAUGUUUGCAAUGUUAUGAGGUUCUCUGUUUAAACCUUUUAAUUGAACACUGCUCUGUGCUGUUUGUUUUCUGUUGGGAUAGUCAUUGCUGAAUUAAACUGGAAAUUUCAACUUCCUAGGGCAGAACUUAUUCUAAACUUGCCUGUUGCUAUGGUGCAGUUGGAAAAUGUACAAAAAAACAGGUUCAUCCUACCUAGUUUAUCUGUAAUGAAGAUUAUAUAAUCACUAUUUUCCAUAAAAUGAAACUGAUUUUUGCUUUAUUACUGUUCACGUGUGUGGCUUAUAUAUCUUGAAUGAUUUACGGAACUGCUGUUAUUUUCCAUACAUUGCAUGAAUGCUAUUUCAUUGGUCUGUUACACAACAGACAUAAUAUUCAGACCACUUUUCAAAUUAAAAGCUCUGUAAUUAAAAUCAAUAUGGAACAUUACAGCAACCAAAGGGAUGUUGUGCUUUUACUUUGAUUGAAAUCAUCACCUUUGCUGUGUUUCUGUUUCUCAGGCUGAGAUUUCCUUUCCAAUGGUCUCUUUUUUAUUCAAUUAUUUACAUUGAAUGUAUCGUUUUUCCAAAUUGCACCAAUCUCAGCACUGCACUAUUUCAGUUAAUUUACAAUUCACAUACAAAGAUGUGAUGUUAUCAGUGUCUUGAUUCUUUGAGUAUGAUAACAAAGUUAAGGUUUUUUAUAACCAUAUUUAAUCAUAAAGAUAAAACAGAAAUGCUUGAGAGCAGAUUUGGAAUAAUGUCGUUAUAGAGGUAAGGCCAUUUAGCCUUAGCUGACACGAAAAAUGUAACAUUGUGCAGGGGGGAGUGGAGGGGGACAUCAAAGUGCAAUAGUCUGGGGCAUGUGUGUGCGUGAAAGAUGUGAGAUGGGUACAGUAAACUGUGAAUGUGUAGUGUGUGGAGCCCUUUGAGCCGUUGAUAACAAGCUGUUGAUAAAAGUGCUAUAUACAUGCA
Hippoglossus stenolepis (Pacific halibut) is the source of this 1927-nucleotide messenger RNA. RefSeq names its product apoptosis regulator BAX-like. Gene Ontology annotation, biological process: positive regulation of apoptotic process; intrinsic apoptotic signaling pathway in response to DNA damage; extrinsic apoptotic signaling pathway in absence of ligand. Gene Ontology annotation, cellular component: mitochondrial outer membrane. Gene Ontology annotation, molecular function: channel activity; protein heterodimerization activity; protein homodimerization activity. Lineage: Eukaryota; Metazoa; Chordata; Actinopteri; Pleuronectiformes; Pleuronectidae. The transcript has a single exon. Bases 126 to 725 code for a protein of 199 amino acids. The record is from RefSeq and is a predicted model, not a curated record.